Messenger RNA from Closterium sp. NIES-67, 3396 nucleotides. The record is from the annotation of a GenBank genome assembly. NCBI's taxonomy places the organism in Eukaryota, Viridiplantae, Streptophyta, Zygnematophyceae, Desmidiales, Closteriaceae.
GCGAGGUCCGUUUCACCGCACGAAACAAUAAGAAAUCUUCUCAAAAUGGGACACGCCCUGAGAGCUCCUCGAGUCAGAGGAAACCCAGAAAGAACCAGAACGAGCUGAACAAAAGCCAGCUGAUUUUUUUCCCCAGCAGCCAUGACUGCAGGAAACGCGUGAGGUACGGCAACCCGCAAUCGGAGCCGUCAGUUUGAGAGAGAUUCUUCGCGGUUCCCCUCACGUCUUAAAUUUCAAUUUCGGACGUCGGCUUCAUGGCGGAUCCCUAGCAGUUUCCGGGUGAUAAAAAGUUCCUGAAUCUGGUUACGGCAGCUAGGGUUACGAUUCAUGACGACAGCUAGCACAGCCAGUGACGGCUAACUCUUUUUAAGGAAACCGGAUGCGUCCGUCGCACGCCGACCGUGCGUGAGGGCUCCAUUCUGGCGACGACGUUAGGAUCGUGCGACGACGCGUAGCGAGCCGUGCGACGGCGCGUGCGACGCUGGAGAGCGAUGCUGAGCGUGCUGCGAGUGCACCUGCCGUCCGACAUCCCCAUCGCCGGCUGCGAGCUGUGCCCCUACGUGCUGCUGCGCAAGCCCGAUGGCACCAUCACCACGGAAGACAUCCCCGACACCAACCCCAUCGAUGGCUACUACAUCCGCUGCCGCUGGUACCGUGUGCAGAGUGAUAAGAGGGUUGCUGUCUGCUCCGUGCACCCCAACGAGCCGGCCACCCUGCAGUGCCUGGGCUGCGUGAAGGCGAAGCUGCCCAUCGCCCGCAGCUACCACUGCUCGCCGCUCUGCUUCCAGUCCGCCUGGCCACGCCACCCGCGCGCUGCACUCGCGCGGGCUAGGCGGCAGCACCCACGCAGCAGCGACGGGACAAUCCCAGGGGAGAUUAGCGCUGGUGGUGGUGCUGCUGGGGUUGGGGGCGGGCAGAGGCGGGAGAAUGGGGGGGCGGCGGAGGAGGAGGAGCUGUUUGGGAAGUUCAACAUGGGGCGCGGAAAACCCUACACCCCCAGCACAGACGACGUGGGCCAUGUGCUAAAGCUCGAGUGCGUGCCCAUAGAAGCCGCCACAGGCCUCCCAGUGGCUCCCCCGUCCACUCUCCUCACCUCCCGGGUCAUCCCUGCCCCAUCCCCCACGCCCCGUCGCAUGGUGGCGGUUGGGGGGGGAGAGGGGGAAGGGCAGAUGGGGGGCGGAGGGGGGAGAGGGGGGUUCACGCUGCUGUCGUACAAUGUGUUGGCGGACCUGUAUGCGACGAGUGAGAUGUACAGCUACUGCCCGCCCUGGGCGCUCUCAUGGGCGUAUAGAAAACAGAACUUGCUGCGGGAGCUGCUGGGAUAUCGAGCUGAUAUCAUGUGCUUGCAGGAGGUGCAAAGCGACCACUUCGAGGAGUUCUUUGGGCCCGAGCUGGAGAAGCAGGGCUACGCUUCCGUGUUCAAGAAGAAGACGGCGGAGGUGUACACCGGCACGGCAUACGCCAUUGACGGCUGUGCCACCUUCUUCCGCCGGGAUCGGUUCUCCCUGGUCAAGAAAUAUGAGGUGGAGUUCAACAAGGCGGCUCUCUCGCUUUCUGAAGCCCUGGCGCCACCUACCAAGAAGGCUGCUCUCAACCGCCUGCUCAAGGACAAUGUGGCGCUGAUAGUGGUGUUGGAGGCGAGAGACGCGGGGGACGGGAAGGAUGGCGCAUCUGGUGCUCCUGCGAAGAGACAGCUUCUCUGUGUGGCCAACACGCACAUUCAUGCCAACCCGGAGCUCAAAGACGUCAAGCUAUGGCAGGUGCACACGCUGCUCAAGGGCCUUGAGAAGAUCGCAGCUAGUGCCGACAUCCCCAUGCUGGUGGCGGGAGACUUCAAUAGUGUGCCUGGCAGUGCGCCGCACUCUCUCCUUGCUACGGGACGGGUGGAUGCCAACCACCCAGAGCUCGCCACCGACCCACUCGGCAUCUUGCGGCCCGCCUCGAAGCUCUGCCACCAGCUGCCCCUGGUCAGCGCAUACGCCUCUCUGAGCCGUGGGGGCUCCGUGGCGGAGAGGCAGCGGCGGAGAAUGGACGCCAGCAGCAGCGAGCCGCUCUUCACCAAUGUGACGCGCGACUUCAUGGGCACGCUGGACUACGUCUUCUACACCGCCGACUCUCUCUCUGUGGAGUCGCUGCUCGAGCUUCUAGACGAGGACACUGUGCGCAAGGACACCGCUCUACCCUCCCCCGAGUGGUCCUCCGACCAUCUUGCCCUGCUCACAGAGUUCAGAUACAAGCCCAGGAUGCGGCGAUAGAGGAGAAGACUCUGUUACAAACAAAGGACAGGGGGAGAAGACUGUAAAGGGUAUGUUGCAAAGUGGUCAUCUGUCCAUCUUGCUCCACUGACAGUCCAGAUACAAGCCUGGGGUGCAGCGGUAAAGAGGAAGUCUGUAAAGGGUACAGAACUGGGUGGUCACAAAAACACUUCUACUCUUCUGCUAGAUGCAGUUGGAUGGUGGGGCGGUAAAGGGGACGACUAUAAAGGGUACAGCCCAGGGUGGUCACCAGAUCAUCUUGCACCACUGGCAGAGCUGUAAGGUUAGGCAACGAUGCGGCGGUAAACGGAGGGGCUAUACGGGGUACGGGGUGUACCCGCAGAUGUUGGUCGCAUGUUUUCUUCCUAUACUGGACAGAAUAGGUGCAAGCUGAGGGGGAGAGAGGGAAGAAGCAGUAGGGGUGCUGGCUCAUAUGCAUUGGGAGGGGGGGGUCAAUCAAGCAUAUGGAAGAGGAGGCGGCGGGGAGGGAGUAAGCGUAUCGACGCCGCCAUGCCUUAUGAGGAGUCUGAUCGUUGGCAAAGGGAACUCCUAUGUGUGACGCUUGAGUGCUGUGUGGUGGUUCACCCUGUUGGCAUGUGGUGCCAUGUGCCAGUCUAUCCACAUCUGUUUGGGUCGUGCGAAGCCAUGAGCUCUGUUGGACAUCAGGGGGGUAUAAUACACUGGGCAGUGCAAGCAGUGGGGUGGUAUGUUGGGUUUGUGAGGUCCAAUGCUGGUAGGAGCUUGCGUUGACAACAGCAGUACCUAUCAGAACAGUCCGAUAGGGCCGGAUUAGUGUUUCAGCGGGCAAGAGGGGAGAUGCCUUGGCAGCAAACAGGCGCUUAUGACACAGCGGCAGCAUGCGAAGCAGGCAAAGCCACAGCAUCUUCGGGGCAGUGUGUGCAGAAUCAAUUACUGGCACGCAUUGCAUCAGCAGAGACUCACUAAUGACUACCACCACUAUAGCGGUUAAUCCAUUUUGGAGGUGUCUGUUUCCUCCACGAGACGAUGGCAUAUCGAGAUGCUCUCACAAGUCUGAGGGGGGUUUGUUCUGCCUUCUGAGAUACAUAUGUAUACUUGAUCUAUCAUAUAUUUCCAGCUCUCUAAAUCUGUCCUGCCAUGUGUGUAUUUGAAGUGGACUACA